Messenger RNA from Linum trigynum, 6228 nucleotides. NCBI's taxonomy places the organism in Eukaryota, Viridiplantae, Streptophyta, Magnoliopsida, Malpighiales, Linaceae. The record is from the annotation of a GenBank genome assembly.
GCCAUCAGAUCUUGAUUUAGCCACAGUCCUCACGGGCCAUCCGGCAGAGCCAUGCUACACUCCACAGCUAGAUCCAAACUAUCGCUAGAGGCUUCUCGUGGAGCAGGUUGCUCGAGUACCUGAGAGAUGCUUUCCCAAGAUGGAUCCUCAUAUCCAGGCCAUGGCCCAAACUGACUUCUCCUUUCCCCGUGAAACAAAGGAUACCCUUCGGAGCAUAAAGAAGCACAUAGAGGUCAUUGAGAAAGCUUGUGCACAGUUUUCUCAAGACAACCUUCAUGCUGCCAUACAAGUAGAGGAGGAGGAAGAAGAAGGCAAUCAUGAGGAUGUUGAGGAGCGUACAGAAGUUGUCACGGAAAGCUCCCAUGAUAAUCGUGAUCAAGUGUAUCCUCUGGUGGUAGAUUACAACUGUCCCCAUUUCCGCUCUGAUAUGCUGGGCCCGAGCGAUGAGAUGCAAGAUGAUCUCAUUGAAGAAAUUACAUGGCGACUUGCUCUCCAAUCUGUGCUAGAAGAAGAAGAGCGAGAAAGGGUGAGGGAAGAAGUUGUGGAGGAUGAGGAAGAAAGUAAAGAAGAGGAAGUUCUUGAUCUUUUCCAAGGGGAGAGGCCACAUUCUGAUGAAGGCAGGGGGGUUGAAGAAGCAAGUGGUGUACAGGCUGAGGAUGAAGUUGAGGUGGAAGAGGCUUGCACCGGCCCUAUAAUACAAGUAAUAUCCCCACCAAACUUCGAGGAACUGCUUAUUAAGGACCCAUUUGCAGUGCCUCUUUGUCAGACCAAGGCCACAUCGACAUCGGUUCCUCUUGGUGGAUGCGAUGGUGGUCAAUCAAUGCGGUCAUAUCUAGUUUGGGUCAAUGAGACGAGAGAAGAGAAGAAGCGGUCUCGAGGGUGGAGACGCUAUCUGCAUCAAGUGCACAAGCUUCCAUCACUUGUCAUACUACAUGCUCGUGACUUGAGACUCCACCUCAUCAACGAGAACCUCAACUUCAAGGAGGUUUUGGGGUGGACCGAAACUUAGGAGCCAUCGUCUGGCUCACGACGUGAAAGAAACGCUUGUUGGGAGGCAACCCAACCAGUCGGUUUGCAUUUCUUUCUCUAUUUCUCCUCGGUUGAUUCAGUUUUGUUAUUUGAUUUUAGAGUCAAUAACUCAACCUUUGUGAGAUUUUGUAUGGUGUUUGUGUUCCGACUACUCUCUCCUCCUGGAAUGCACCGCCUGCCUCGUCCACCAUCAUUCACCCUUGAUCUGGUAACUUCGUUCUACCCUCCUUAUAUUUCCUCCAUUGAGGACAAUGUCGUGCUUAAGUGUGGGGGGGAUGUUCAAUUAUGUAUGCGGGUGAAUGUUUGGCUGUUUGUGUGCUUGGAGCCUAGUCCACUGUCCAAAUUUUUAAAUUUGAGGGCUCCAAGUACUGUUCCCUGCAAAAUCCUGCUCAGUAUGCUUUGAAUUGACAGUCUCUAUAGUAAUGUGCAACCUAGGGAGGUAGUGUAGAACUAUGGAGGAUGUUGAAGUAUAAGAUUUUUCCUAUCUGUCUCUCUGCUGUGCCGGUUGAUUUUUUGAACUAUUGGAUUUAGGACCGUUGAUUCAUGUGGUAUUGAUGACUCCUCUUAUGUUGUGUUGUGGGCUCGUGUAUCGAAAAGGGUGCUCAAGUGUGAAAUGAAAAAAAGCAGUGGGUCCUCCAUGUCAAAAAUUUGAAAUUCUAAGACAUGGGGUAAGCCCAACGUGUGCGGCACCGUUCAUUGCACAAAAUCGGGGUUUGGAAGAGAUUUUAGUGAUCCUUGGUGGGGUAGGCCUAAAAGGUGAAGCUAAGUUGUCUCUAGUACAAGUAAAAUUUCCACCCGUUGAACGGUUUGCCUACUUGAGGAUGUAUUUUUAAGGGCACGGAUAGAGCUUCCGACCCCCCUUAAUUCCAUUGACCCUCCACACGAGUUGAGGAAAAGGAGUUAAAAGAAGUACUCUAGCGAGCGCCAGAUGUACAGAAAUUGCUCUUGCUCGACCAAUAAGGGUCGACCGUGCAAAAGACUGCAGUUGGAACCCCCACCAAGUGAAUAAAAAGAAAAAAAAAGUAAAAUGAAAGUGAAAAAGGGGUUCCAACGGUGAAAUGAAGUGAAAGAGCACCACAGUACAACGAGUCCUUGGUUGUGAAUGAUAUGAGUCCCUUUAUCCAUGAACUGACUGUCUUACUUCUACUUCUUCUCAUGAUCCUAGCUUGAGUCUAGUACUCGCAUUGAGAGAGAUAGGGGACGUCUUAGAAGACCAGUUGACCUCGUAAGCUGCUUUAUGAUCUAGAAAAUCCUCUACCGACGAUCGGGGUUGUUUGUUGCUAUAGAGGUCUGGAGAGCUGCAUUGGUUUGAGUUAGGUUUGCUUGGGGACAAGCAAACGGCUAAGUGUGGGGGAGUUUGAUAGACCAAUAAUUACACAUGUUUUUACCCCUAUUCUUGAGCCGUUUGAGAUGUUGAUUCUCUUGUUUUAGGCCGAUUUCACGCUAGGUUGUUCUUGUUUGUGAUAUUUCAGGUCCUAGUACGUGAAUGAAGGUUUAGGAACGAGUUCGGGGUCAAUUGGACAAAGUUUGGACGUUUGGCGAGAAGCUGGGAAGCCACAUGGGCACCAUUGCACCUCACACGACCGUGUAGGGGCCCCUUGUGACCGUGUGAGGGCUCGGUAAAAGCCGCACGGGCAGCCUGGGGAGCCACACGGCCGUGUGGCCUCUGCCCGUGCAGCUUUCCUGGUUGCCCACUAAUCGAAACGCCGCGUUUGGACACUCACACGGGCAGCUGGGAAAGUCACACGGCCGUGUGGCCUGGCCGUGUGAGUCGGGAAUUUCUGGUUUUAAGCCAAUUUCGAGCCAAAGGAGAGGGAGAGCUAGGUUUUGGUUCCCAAACACCCAAGGGACGAACCCUAGAGAGAGAGCGACUUGGGAACAUUCUUGGAGCUAUUUUGGAGGAUUUCUUCACCAUUGCAGGUCGGGAAUCAAGCUUGGAGAUAGAGAUUGAAGAUCAAGAUCAGAUUUUUGCAGUCUCUCUCUUCUCUAUGGAGUAACUUCCCUUCACUUAGGUUUUGAGGAACCCUAGUUCCAUGUGUUAGGAUCUUAUUUGUAUGAAGUUUUGGAUGCUAUAUUGUUUGAUUAUAAUAACUUGAGGCAUGAUUUAUAGAGUCAAUUGAAGCCUGGUCAUCUUCUAUUGAUUUCUGCUUUAACCUAUGAUAGAUAGAAUCUGAUUAGGUUAAGAGAGCUUCCUUGAUUGAUAGUGGUGAAUUGGUUGUGCGAGAGUCAAUCAAUUCACUGCUUUGUACUGGAAUUCAUUCCAGUAGUGGAGAUCUGUGUGAAUCGCCUUAGCAGUCUAUCCCGGUGAAGGCUAGUCGCCUGCUGGGUAUUUUGUCUAAGAGGGCUUGGUCAGCUUAAGAGAUUCCAAGCUAAUUUAGGAUCUUCCGCAGUUUAAUCAACAGUAGAUCUACCAAAGGUAAUUGCAACUUGGACCUAAUUGAGGAGCUAUGGGGAAUCAUACCUAAGUGAGUUCCCAACUUGUAAUUAGUAGAGUAGUUAGUAGAGUAGUUUAGUAAAUCAAUAAUUAAUCUAGUUUGCUAGAUAAUGAACUGAAGCUGAGUAAUAGUAACUCUAGAGACCCGUGGAUUCGAUAUUUAUUACUUGUGCCACUAUACUGCAGUCCCUUUCAUUGGUUACACUUGACCAUUGUUAGGUGUUUUGUCGUAGCGUGUCAGCCGCGGUUAAUCAUUCCCCGUUAUUCGGCUAGCCGAAACCCUCUGAUGAGCAUCCGAACACCAAUCAAGAUCGGUUUUUGCCGAUUUUUGGUUAUAACCAGCGGCUAACCGGCAACCGAUUUACCGGCCCUUCUUGGGAGCAAUUUGGUUUCCUCGGUUCUAACCACAUUAAUAUCUUCGGAACUCAAAUUCAAAAGUUACACAAAAUAGACUAGUCAAACAAAAUUGUUUCAGCCCUAAAUAGCUAGUCCUAAACCCUAAAAUAAACAACCUAGGCUAGGUUACCUAGCCCGAUCCCAAUAGAAAAAACCUACCUAGUUUCCUUUUAUGUCAUUACCUCUCAUAAAUAGUAUUUCUUACGGCGGAAGAAGGGGGAAUUCUGUAGUGCAGUCACGGCAUCGGUGCCGUCAUAUUUUAAUAACCGGUUAAGAUGAUUUGGUUAGGGAUUUAUUGGAUGGGCCAUUGGGUCUGGUUUACUUAUUUAAUUACUAAAACAUAAAUUAAAAAGCAAAAGCAAAGAAAGGCAGCCACGAUUUCCUUUCUCUUCCACUCUGUUAUUGAUGCUUCCUCUGUGAAGCAAUGCGCCAAUUCCAAAGUCGAGUCGGCAGACCACCAUCAUCGUUGUUUAUGUCUUAUCAAAAUCUCAAACCCUUCAUCAGUGAAAAUCACCACAGUAAUCAGCUUCGUUGUAGCCGUCUGGUCAUUGCCGAAUCGUUUAUGUCGCGAGGAUUCACAAUCAACAUCGUCAGUCAUUGCCGCCGAUCGGCCAUCACUACCUAGAUCCCGAAUCCCUCCAGUCAAAUUCACCACCGUUAUCAACCCUAUUGACGCCGCCCGGUCAUCCCCAUCAUCGUCUUUGUUCUACCAAUCCACCACCAUCAUCGUUAUUCCCAUCACCACCCACAUCCCGAUCUUCGUUUUAACAGUCACCGAUUCAAUUUCCGUAUCCAAUUUCAAUUUCCCAAUUCGCCGCCGAGAAAGGUCGUCAGAGACUCAGAGUAGAAUGGUUUUCAGUGACUUUUUUAGAGACUACGAUGUUGUCGUGCUAGAUAGUAGGAAUAGUGUGUGAUCAGAUUGAGAAGAAGCAGAUGACCCUUAUGCCUGAACUGUGAAUUCGACUUUUUUUUUUUGCCACCUACCCUUUCCGCCGGUGUUCAAGAGAUACUGAUUGCACUUCUAUUUUCCUCGAAAAUCUGUACGGCUGGGGCAAAAUUAUUUUGGAACGAGAUGCAACUAAAUAAAUAAAUAAAUUUUUACGAUUAAUAGACAGGAUUUUCCAAUAAAGAAUGUAAAUAUGAAACGGGUUCAACCAGGUUUACCCAUUCUGGUUAAGUAAUGGUUAUUAUCAAUGGCCAUCAUUAAAUACUGUGAAUCCAUCGGCUAAAAAGUAGGCUGCACUAAUGCCGGCACGGCACUGCAGAAUCUGCCCGGAAGAAGAAGAAGAAAAUUCCUGUCGGCCAAUAGUAAAUUUAUUACGGGCCCUCUUCCUAAAGCAACACGAUCUGUCCCACCGACAGCAAACCCACAGGCCGGCAAUGGGCCAUGGCCCUAAACUGCGCCGGCGAAGUAUCCGUCGCCACCGUUUAAAUGAGCCAACCCAACUAAUUAAUUUCAACAAAUUGGUUGGGAGAUGAAUCUUAGAUUUUUUUUUAAUAUAUUUGUGGUUCCAAAUAAUCACAUCAUUUAUUAAAAAUAACAUCGUGGCCUCAACAAUACAGCAAGUUGAUAACAAGUCACACGAAGAAGAGUGAAGAAUAUAAGAUCAGAGCAGUUGAAGCAACACUACAGCUAAAAGUGUAAUGGAGAACAUGGGAGAAAGUUAGGAAAACUUCACAUGACAACUUCACAGAGGUUUCCUAUAAGUAUCCGACACAAAGGGAGAUGUAACAACAACAAAUUACACAAACAACCGUGUCUCAUUUUAUAUUUUCCCUCGGUAACAUAACUCUUAGUUGCCAUUUGCGAAUAUUAUAUAUCUUCGUUAGAACAUUAUCUGAAAAGACAUGACUUGUAAUAAUGUCUUUUUAAUUUCCAGAAAUCAAUACAAUAGACAUUUCCAACUCCGUUCGGUGGAUAUUUGACGAUUGUCUUGGUUUACAAAAGUCAUAGGUGCACCGAUCAAAUCAACACCUUCGAGUGGAUAUUUGACGGUCGUCUUGAUUCCAGCAGUCAAUGGUGCAUCCGAUCAAACGACACUACAAAAGUUUCCACCACGAAACAAUCAAAUCAACAUCGCCGGAAACAAAUUCGGCACUAGCAGUGGAUAUUUGGUUUUGUGCGAAACAGCCUGCCUCCAAGCUCCCGCCAACCGCCAAUCCAUCCAAACAUCGCAUCACAAGCCAAAGUUGCAUGGAUAGUUAGUAAAAUACGGUAAGAGAAAGUUACGUGUAAAAUACAUACGGAUAUUUUACUCCAUCUCUAAACUAAUGUUAGAUUUAGGAGUAUGUUAAUAGUCAUAAUAUAUAAAAUUAAUUACUUUAAACCUAAAUAAAUAUAUAAAUAAUAAUAAAUUUAAAAAUUAAAU